ACAACUUCACAGAAUUUCGGAGCAGUUCGACUUCCUUAAAUGACUGAUCUGACAUCGAGUGAACCUAAUCCUACAGACAUAUGUUGAGCGUCUCUCGUAAGCACAAGUACCCUGUGUCUGCGGCCGACAGAAAGGCUGCCACUCAGUUAUAUCUCGUCCUCUGACAUAGUGCUUGCCGUAAGCAACGACCACUUGAGAGGCGAAUAUCUAAUGAACGGAUUAUCUCAGGAGACUCUUUUCCCAGGCAACAGAAGGCAGUUGCAGCAGGCGGACAAACAGAUGCACAGUCAGAUGCAUACACAAACAGACAGAACGAUCAGAUAUAGACACAACCUUAUAGGCGAAGCUCGCAACAUGUCCGACUCAGAUGUCGGACCUACCACGCCAUCGCCAACAACUCCGGCAGGCGGAUCCGCUACCUCCCCUCUCUACAGCGGGCCCCAGCGACAGUCGGAUGAGCCCGUCAUGCAGACAAAUGAUGAUGCUACGGCUUGUAAACGGGCCGCGGUUGAACGCGGCUACUGGAAUGAUUCGUACGUGCAACAUUUUAUCAAGCACGGGGACCGCAAACCGCCCGAGAUCAACCGAGGAUAUUUUGCACGUGUACAGGCAAUCAAGAUGUUAGUGGAUAAAUUUCUCGAGAUAUCUAGCAGCCAGGCGCAAAUUGUCAAUCUUGGAGCAGGAUUUGACACUUUAUUCUGGCGACUGCAAGAGGAAAAUCGGCCGCUUAAAGCCUUUGUCGAGGUGGACUUCCCUCCGGUUACAAUGAGAAAAGUACACUAUAUUCGCUUAAGAAAAACCCUCCUCGAAAAGAUAGCUAGCGGCGAAGAUGAUGAUAUUCGACUAUCGAAGUGUGACAUCCACUCAUCGCGGUACCACCUUGUAGGGGUCGACAUGAAGGAUCUGCAAACGCUUGCUACUAAAUUUUCCCAAGAUUGUCGACUUGAUCCUCAGCUGCCAACGCUGUUUAUUGCGGAAUGUGUACUUGUAUAUAUGGCACCGACCGACUGCGAAGCUCUGCUGAACUACAUCUCUAGUACAUUUAAAAAAGCAGUUCUACUCAAUUAUGACCCAGUAAACAUGAACGACAAGUUUGCCGAGGUUAUGCUUGAAAAUCUCAAGCACAGGGACUGUCAUUUCCUGGGACUAGAGGCAGCGCAGGAUCUCAUUAGCCAAGAAGCACGGCUGUUGCGGUGCGGUUUCCCCCAUGUCCGAUCGUGGUUGAUGCUUCAAGUGUACCAGGCUCUUCCAAGCGCCGAGCUUAAAAGGAUCGAAGCGCUCGAGCUGAUGGACGAGCACGAACUCCUACAGCAGCUACUUAAUCACUACUGCAUUUCUGUUGCCGAUAACUGUGCGCCGGCAUUAGGUUUCGGGGAAAUUCGACUUCAUCCCGUAUCUACGGUAUCUGUAUGAGAGGUGGAUGGUAAAAAUAAUAAUUAGAGCGCCCUCUUUAACGCAACUGCCAUUGCUCUGUCUAGCAGUUGUCGUGGUUGUGAGAAAAAAAGUGGCGAUUAGGCAAAACAAUAUUAUUUCUUUACACAUAAGUUUUUAUGACAAAACGAAAGACGUGACAGCAAAACAAAACCUACACGGGCGAGAGCAAGCGACUUUACAUGGAAGAAAAGUUUUGUGAAUGGGGAUUAUCUCACUGUUGACUGAAGAGACUGUAUCAUGAACCAACAAAGCGGUCUGAGUAAUGACAUAUACAUACAUUGAAUGAUAGACAUAGAAAGCGUAUGGGUGGUUCGAUAAGUUUUGAAUGCUUGCGCGUGUGAAAAACUCUCGAUAAUAGGAUUCGGAUGGUAUUGAGGAAGUACACAAAAAUAAAAUCGUCCGAUGCGUGUUUGGUCUAUGUUAAGUCAUAGUCAGGUUUUCUUAAUUUUGACGUGCCUGGAAGCGCAAUUGUAACACAUAUUUUUGAAGACGAUGAAAAAUAAAAUCCAAAUACGAGCCUAAGUGAAAAUAGGACAUUAGGCCGUUAUUUAUCGGGGUAUGAAUGAUUACAGCGUAGAGCGUGGUAGCUGCGUAAGGGCUUACAGAAAGAUGGGAAGUGCAGCAGAAAUAAUGAGAUCAAAUCUAUCGAGCAGACGUAUUGAGAGGUCAUCUCGACGUCUGAUUUGUUUGUCGCAUUUUGAGAAUAUUGUAGCCCGCCUAAAAAGGUGUAAUACAGCCAUAAAAUAUACUCCGAUCGGACGAAGAAGUGUUCAGGGGGUGUUCUCCAGGACGUGUAUUUGCUAGGACUUCGUCAGAAUUUGCAGAAGAUUAAACCAUGCUCGCCCAUAUCAUUAUGUGUGUGAUAUAUACGCAACGGAUUAGAAACGUAAAAGAAAACCUUGUGUGUGACGAAGUUUUCUUCAGUUGGUCCAUUUUUUCGUUGAGCUUAUCACGCGCCAACUUACCCAGGGCUAAUUCUGGUAAUAAUAAUACAAAAGUACUAUAGCUGUUUUUCGCAGAACCGCUAUCGUAGAAAUGCGGUGGAACAUAGAGCUGAUUCAUCUGAAUGGAUACGCAAGUGGGAAAGCAGUGUAGUAAUAAGAACAAAUAAAACGCCGGCCCGUGACACUGCAAAGGAAAUUGAUGUACCAUACAAAUUGUAAUUUAAGGAUGAAAUACGUCUACAUGAUUACACAAGGACAUUCUCAUACAAACUAGACGCAACAUACACUUAACGCAGUUACUGUUACAGCAAUAGCAAAUACUGCUGUUUCAUGUCUGUUAGCGAACGAGAUAUUCUUCCUGCUUUGAAAACGCUGCAUUCCUAAAUGCCGUGGUAGAAUGGGAAUGAUGGAACGGCAACAUAUUAAUAGUAAUCAUAAUGGUAAUAGCUCGAGAACUGAUAAUGAUAGCACGUGACUAAUGAGGAUAAUCUUAAUGAAAAGGCAGAUCAAAUGUGAUUUGUGAGAUGCGGACGUUAAGUUAUACGUGUAAGAAACUGCUUCUUUAGAAAGCUGGAAAACUGCGAAAACAUUGUACUGACUUGUAUCGAAAAGCUCGUUCAGAAUUUUGUGGAAGGAUAAAGUUUAAUUUUUAGCUAGGUUUAUAACUCUGAAUAGCGGCAAAAUAAUACAUGCUAGAGCUGCUUUCUGAGCUAAGCUUUAAUUUGGCGGGUCAGCUAUAAAUUAGGCAGUUUAAAUUAUACGUUUAUGUGCGGCCCUGAUGAUUGAGGUCAAAAAGAGCAAUUUUUGUGAAAUAAAGGUUGUCAAAUAGUUGCCAUCAUUGCAUGGUUUCAUUCCUUUUCGAAGCCAGACAAAAUUCUGCUGCAUAUGAGCAAAGACAAAAUAAAUUGGCUAUAGGUACAUAAGACAAUAAUUAAAAAGUUCGCAAAUGAAUAACUAAGAAACAGAAAAAGCUGUCUGCAUUAAGCAGAGGUCAGUACGAUCAAAUGCAUUCUG
This is a messenger RNA of Varroa destructor (honeybee mite), 3392 nucleotides long. Its product is annotated as leucine carboxyl methyltransferase 1. NCBI's taxonomy places the organism in Eukaryota, Metazoa, Arthropoda, Arachnida, Mesostigmata, Varroidae. The record is from RefSeq and is a predicted model, not a curated record. Gene Ontology annotation, biological process: C-terminal protein methylation. Gene Ontology annotation, cellular component: cytosol. Gene Ontology annotation, molecular function: protein C-terminal leucine carboxyl O-methyltransferase activity.